Heterobilharzia americana is the source of this 1113-nucleotide messenger RNA. The record is from the annotation of a GenBank genome assembly. Lineage: Eukaryota; Metazoa; Platyhelminthes; Trematoda; Strigeidida; Schistosomatidae.
AUGGUAGACAGGCUUGUUAAUAGUGGUGUUGUUUCUAACUUAAUUUCUUUAGAAUACUCAGUUUGUUACUGGGAUGAAUUUAUUAUACAGCUUCAUACUAAUACAACUACUCUACUGAUUACAUGGCAGCUCGCGACUCGAACUGUUACGGACAACAAGGAAAUAAUUUUUUCAGCUUGUGAACUUGUUGACCUUCUCCCUGAGAGCUUGCAUGUCAGUUCCGACAUACUGGAUUGGUUCAUUUCUCAUCAUCUUGCCGAAUACAAGGAACUAUUUGAUCCAACUCAAACUACUGCAUGGCUGGAUAAGAUUGACCAGCGCUAUAACUGGUUACGAACAAACUUGGUUCAUUUGGAGCGGUUGUUUGUUUCAGUGUUUCCUUCUUCCUGGUUAGUGACUGAAAAAUUUCUUCUAGAGUUCUGCCAUAUUACACGAACUGAUUUGGAGACUGUUAUGAAACGCCGUCAGUCGGAACUCACUCAUAACCUAAUUAUCUUCGCAUUACAACGGACACUAUCUUUUGAAAGCAGUUUGAAUAAGGCGUAUGUGACUGACGCACUUGAAGUUUUGAAAAAUAAAAUAGUGAGUGCUAAGACUGUAGAACGUCCCUCGAAUCCAUUUGAUGACGAAUCUGAUGCUGAUUUCGAAGAGUCACCAUCUAAGAACGUUACAGAAGACAAGGCCUACAUAUCAUCAACAAACCCUCCUACAAACUCUUGGAAAAAACAAACAUUUGAUGGGAUUAUAUCUGGCUGUUUUGAACAAUACUUUGAUCUUUAUUUGGUUCAUGUGGAUAAGGCAUUACGAGAGCAAAUGACGAAUCGUUUGAUUGGUGAUUUCACAGUCAAUAAAUCCAGCUUAGAGAAUCGGGAACUUGGAGAUGUUUUCAAAGAGGACAACCCGUUCGACACUAUACAGAACAAGAUGAGUCCGAGUGAUCCCAGUGAGAACACUCUGUACUCUGCUACUGAUCUGUUUUUGUUCUACAAGCAAAUACUGAAGCAAACGCUUCAGUUAAUCGUGGUCGUGGUUUGUUGGGACUUGUGCGUUUAUUACGACAGUAUCUCUCUGAAUACACUGUCCGUGUACUUUUGGCUCAAAUCCCUGGCCUAG